Messenger RNA from Helianthus annuus (common sunflower), 1043 nucleotides. Its product is annotated as septum-promoting GTP-binding protein 1. Bases 66 to 941 code for a protein of 291 amino acids. The transcript has 6 exons. NCBI's taxonomy places the organism in Eukaryota, Viridiplantae, Streptophyta, Magnoliopsida, Asterales, Asteraceae. Gene Ontology annotation, molecular function: GTPase activity; GTP binding. The record is from RefSeq and is a predicted model, not a curated record.
CCAUGUACCCCUUCAAGUCAUACCCAUAAAUUACACGUAAACACACACAAAAAUUCACACACACUAUGAGACACCAAGAUGGAACUUUGUACUUUCAUGAAGCUACCGGAAAUAUAACUCAAGUUGGCCGGAAAAUUGUCCGGUUGGAUGUCCGGUGGAGUCUUUUACUCCAAAAGGUUUCAGUUUUUAGACAACUUUUAAAGUUCAUGUGGGAUAGAUGUCUUGCUUGUUCUAUAGGGAAACCACUCCGGUACCGGAGAUUGUCUCGCCGGCAAUCUUUUCCGGUGGAAGAACCGGAAUCCGGUGAUGACGUGGAUAACAUUGCCACCAGUUGCAAUAGCUAUGAUAAAGAUAUAGAUACAGAUUCAGAUUUAGUUACUCUCAAGAUAAGUUUAUUGAGUGAUUGUCAAAUUGGAAAAACAAGUUUCAUGAUUAAAUACAUUGGAGAUGAACAAGAGAAUGAAAGCUUGGAGAUGGCUGGUUUAAAUUUAAUGGACAAAACGUUGUCGUUUGGUGGAGCAAGGAUUGCUUUUAGUAUUUGGGACGUUGGAGGCGACCGAAGGUCAAACGAUCAAGUUCCUAUAGCGUGCAAAGACGCGGUGGCGAUUCUGUUUAUGUUCGAUCUAACGAGCCGAUGCACCCUACACAAUGUGCUAGGAUGGUACAUGCAAGCAAGAAAAUGGAAUAAGAAUGCAAUUCCUAUAUUGAUAGGAACCAAGUUUGAUGAUUUUGUAAGGCUACCACCAGAUCUACAAUGGACUGUUGCAUCUCAAGCACGGGCAUAUGCAAAGGCAAUGAAAGCGACGCUAUUUUUCUCAAGCGCGACACACAAUAUUAACGUGAACAAGAUCUUCAAAUUCAUCACGGCUAGACUUUUCAACUUACCGUGGUCUCUUCAACCUAACCUAAACAUAGGGGAACCCGUUAUAGACCUUUACUAGCAAACUCGGUGUCUUUUACUUGUAAAUGGUCCAAACACUUGAACCAGGUGGAGCUAGAAUAGGCAACCACGGUUCAACCCAACAUAGAUCUACUUGGUUUGA